Panicum hallii is the source of this 1306-nucleotide messenger RNA. RefSeq names its product momilactone A synthase-like. NCBI's taxonomy places the organism in Eukaryota, Viridiplantae, Streptophyta, Magnoliopsida, Poales, Poaceae. Gene Ontology annotation, molecular function: oxidoreductase activity. The coding region runs from base 284 to 1108 and encodes 274 amino acids. The transcript has 2 exons. The record is from RefSeq and is a predicted model, not a curated record.
ACGACGAGCAAGUGGGGUUCGCGAGGCGCCGAAACGGUGAAACCUAAUGGGACGGCCACCUCGCGGCUCAUCACGACGCGACAUCGCCCUUGCCAUCUGCGAUCGGGGGGCAUCUAAGCACUAGGAGAUGCCCGCCGGCUAAGUUUGUCAUCUGUGCAGGAGCUGCAGCGGUAUAAGAAAGACGAACUCGUUCCCAAGUUCCUGCUGGCCAGUGCGAGGAAGUGGGAACACUAGGUAGGCUCGCACUCUCGAAACGGAGCGCACUGCAGAGGCUGCUGCUGCCAUGGCAACCAGCUCCGAUCAAGUUCCUGCCGCUGAAAGGAAGCUGGAGGGGAAGGUGGCGCUGAUCACCGGCGGGGCGAGCGGCAUCGGGGAGUGCACGGCGCGGCUCUUCGUGAGGCACGGCGCGCGCGUCGUGGUGGCCGACAUCCAGGACGAGCGCGGCGGCCGCCUCUGCGCGGAGCUGGGCGCCGGCGCCGCCAGCUACGUGCACUGCGACGUCACCGUCGAGGCCGACGUCGCGGCGGCCGUGGACCACGCCGUGGCGCGCUUCGGCGGGCUGGACGUCAUGUUCAACAACGCCGGCAUCGGCGGCGCGGCGUGCCACAGCAUCCGGGAGAGCACCAAGGAGGACUUCGAGCGCGUGCUGUCCGUCAACCUCGUGGGUCCCUUCCUCGGCACCAAGCACGCCGCGCGGGUCAUGGUGCCCGCGGGCCGCGGCGGGUGCAUCAUCGGGACGUCCAGCCUGGCGUCGGCGGUCGCCGGCGCCGCGUCGCACGCGUACACAUGCGCCAAGCGCGCGCUGGUGGCGCUGACGGAGAACGCGGCGGCGGAGCUGGGCAGGCACGGGAUCCGGGUCAACUGCGUCUCGCCCGCCGCGGCGGCCACGCCGCUGGCCACGGGGUACGUGGGCCUGGAGGGGGAGGCGUUCGAGCAGGCCAUGGAGGCAGUGGCAAACCUCAAGGGCGUGCGCCUGCGCGUGGCGGACAUCGCCGCCGCCGUGCUCUACCUCGCCAGCGACGACGCACGGUACAUCAGUGGGCACAACCUGCUCCUCGACGGUGGCUUCUCCAUCGUCAACCCGUCGUUCGGGAUCUUCAAAGACUGAGCUUGACAGAUCAAUGCGUGGCUAGUCGUUGUGGUACCACCUUUUUUUUUCCCUCUGUGAUUGCUUGGCAGAGAAGAGAGGCCGCUAGCAAUGUGAUUGCUCUGUGUUCUGAGUGCUUCAUGAAGAAUAAGUUUGGCAGAAAUUGUUAGCAAUUUGUCACAGAGAUUCAUCAACCUGCAAAACAAGCACCAAACUCAA